AUGGCGACGCCGGCGCUGCGGCACAGCGUGACGCUCGCGAUUCCGUGCCCUACAAAAGAGACUGCCGAGAUCUUGCAGCAGGUGAUUGGCGUCGACAAGGAGCUGCGGCCACACGACGUGCAGAAGAGUGUCGAGGUCAGGGAGGAGGAGCAGGGCGCAGUCUUGCACAUGACCAUGCGCGCGACGACGCUGCGGCAUCUCCGGCUUGCACUGAAUGCGUUCCUCGAGGACUCGGCAUUGAUUGUGCGCACCAUGGGUGCAUUCCAAAAGAACGAUACACCCCUGCCUACGAGCGAUGCGCCGCUCGAGCAGGGUGCUGUUGGUCUGGCAGGGUAG
Molecule: messenger RNA, 336 nt
Organism: Malassezia japonica
Lineage: Eukaryota; Fungi; Basidiomycota; Malasseziomycetes; Malasseziales; Malasseziaceae
Product: low-specificity L-threonine aldolase
Exons: 3
Coding region: 1-336 (111 amino acids)
Cellular component (GO): EKC/KEOPS complex
Source: RefSeq, a predicted model, not a curated record